Wasmannia auropunctata (little fire ant) is the source of this 713-nucleotide messenger RNA. RefSeq lists its product as uncharacterized. Gene Ontology annotation, molecular function: diacylglycerol O-acyltransferase activity; long-chain-alcohol O-fatty-acyltransferase activity. Gene Ontology annotation, cellular component: plasma membrane. The record is from RefSeq and is a predicted model, not a curated record. The transcript is spliced from 3 exons. Gene Ontology annotation, biological process: triglyceride biosynthetic process. Lineage: Eukaryota; Metazoa; Arthropoda; Insecta; Hymenoptera; Formicidae. Bases 1 to 597 code for a protein of 198 amino acids.
AUGGCAGUGCCUGGCACAAAUUCAACGUUAAAUAACGACUUUUCGCUUGCUGGUUUGCAAAUUUGUGUCUCCAAUGCAAAUGGACAAACAAUCGUCGAUCCAAAUCGAGAUUCUCAGUUUUUUAAGCGCCUUCAAGAUAUUACAAGAGCAAAUAACGAGCUUAGAAAGCGUUAUGACAUCUUGUUUAAUUAUUGGAUUAUGAAGUAUCUGUCCGCACUAUUUCCGGUGAAAAUAUUGAAGGCUUUUUUUUCAAUAAAUGACUGCACGGUUGUGUUUAGCAAUAUGCGUGGACCGGAAAAAGUUUGUAUUCUGAAUAAUUCUGUGAGCAACUGUGUGUUCUGGAUACCAAUCAAAAACACUACUGCUCUCGGCCUAUCUCUGUUAAGCUACGGAGGCAAUUUACAACUGUCUUUAAUAGCUGAUAAGUCAAUCGUAAAGGAUGAAACACUUUUUACGGAGUUAUUAGAAAAUAUUGUAUAUGAAAUAGAGACUGCUUAUAAUCAUGUAGUAAUGAUGCGCCUAUUGAAGCCAUCAGAUUUUCCGAUAGAAACAACAGCGGAGAAAAAUAUCGGCGUGUUUCAAAAGAAGGAAAUAUAAGUGACUGAAAUAUUUUAUCUCUUUUAACCCUCAGCUGGAGCAGUAUUUGUAUUUUCCGAUUCUGGAGCACUGGGUGUGCAACACCCUGAACGUUUUCAUUCGCAUAUAUCUUUGUA